AUAGAUUUGUGCCCUCAUUUCUCAGCCCUAGAGAAGCUUGAGCAGAUUCCAUGCUCUUGUACUCUGUAGGGGCUAUUGUAGGAAAAACUUCACCAAUUUUUAAUGAUCUGUACUUGUUCAGUAGUAUCAUUUUAAAAAGCUUGGCUCACGACGAUCAGGUUGAACUGUUAAACUCCUGCCGACCUUCCCCUUCAUAGACUGCUGUCUGAACCACACAGGCAUCACAGGCUGUUGGCAGCAUGAUUGUUGUGGAAGCAUCAUAUGCAGGUUUUCCUCUUAUCUGUAUGUCUCUUUAUAAGCUAGCAGUCAGUCUUAUCACCCAUAGCACCAACUUUUGAGGCAUCUCUACAUUCUAUAGCAAUUAAGGAAGUUACUUCAAUCAAAACCAAUCAGCUGCUCAAAUGGAUAUUACAGAAGCUGAGUCAUAGUGAGAAUCCAGUCUCCAGCUAAAUCACAAGCUUCACCUUGCUUUCCUGCUGCAAAUUUUCCUUCUUUUCUAUAGCUGCGUAGCAUGUCCUUUGUCUACAGAUCAGGGACGAGCUCUAAAUAGGGAUUUCAUUUCCCUGAUCCAUUGAAAACCAAUUUUGGGUUGGAUUUAGUGCCUGGCUGGGUGGAAAGAAAUCGGAUUUCGGAAGAGGGUUGGUAGCAGGAAGCCUUCUUUAGGAUAAUUUAUUGCAGCAACCCUGUAUUUCAUCAAUUCAAUCCAUGCAUGGAGAUAAUGACUGCACAAAUGAUGGGGUUGUGUUGCGUUUUUAGCACAAUUGAAAUGUUUUGCUUCAUCAUCCACACAGGCUUAUGAGCUUUGAAAUGCUUCAGCAUAGAUGCUGAACCGAAGUAUCAUUCCUAUGUCAUAGUCAUAUGGUCAAUGGAAAUCAUGUUAUCAAGAAAUUUCUAUUGCUUGCCUGGAAAAAUGGCAUGAUCAGAAGAUAACAGAUUACUAUUCUCUGUACGGUGGCCGUCAGAACCAGAAGUGCGAGAUUCAGUCUAGGAGGAGAAAUAAUGGCGCCCUCCAUCAGUAGUGGACAAGCUAGAGGUACAAGCAAGAGAUCUCAUAACAAUGAAGGCAUCGAAGGCAACCAAAAUUCUAUCGAUGUACUCAGAGAUUCUGUCGAUAUUCCCAGCACUAAACCUUCAGAAGCUGGCAGCAAAUCGCCUUCUGUUGAGGAGGCCUUAAAAGGACUCAACUUUAUCAGCAAAACAUCCACCAAAUGGGUCGAGGUUGAGAAGAAAUUUGAUGGUUUGACAUCUUCUACCAAUGGUUCACUACAUCGUUCUAAAUUCGCCGAAUGCAUAGGGAUGGACAAAAAAUCAGAUGAGUUUGCACUUGAGCUUUUCGACGCUCUAGCUAGGAGGAGAAAAAUGACAGCUGAUUCCAUUAACAAGGAUGAGUUUAAAGAAUUCUGGGAGCAAAUUUCUGCAAAAGACUUCAAUUCUAGGCUUCGGAUUUUCUUUGACAUGGUUGACAAAGAUUCUAAUGGGAGACUCGAUGUAGAUGAAGUUCGACAGAUUAUCAAAUACAGCGCCUCUGCAAACAAGCUCUCAAAUAUUAACGUACGUGCCCAAGAAUAUGCUACCAUGAUCAUGGAAGAACUCGACGAAGAAAAAUUGGGUUACAUCAUGAUUGACAAAUUGGAGACACUAUUUAGAAAACAAGAUAAGAAAAUGCAAAGCCAAAGCGAGGAACAUAAACAAACCAAAGACACUGGCCGAGUUAGUGAAUUGCUUAAUAGGAUUAAGUACUUCCUCUUAGAUAACUGGGAAAGAAUUUGGGUAAUCGUCCUUUGGGUCGGAAUCAUGGUUGGUCUUUUUACCUACAAGUUCAUUCAGUACCGGAACAAAGCUGUCUACGACAUCAUGGGUUACUGUGUUUGCACAGCGAAGGGAUCCGCGGAAACCCUUAAGUUCAACAUGGCAUUGAUCUUAUUUCCUGUCUGCCGCAACACCAUCACUUGGCUCAGAAACAAGACAAAGCUUGGCUCUUUCGUCCCUUUUGACAACAGCAUUACUUCCCACAAGAUAAUUGCAAUUGGAAUCGGGAUUGGUGUUGCAGUACAUUCAUUAGCUCACUUAACGUGUGAUUUCCCUCGUCUCCUCCAUGCAUCAGAAAAAGAGUACGAGCCAAUGAAGCCAUACUUUGGAGAAGAUCAACCUGAAAACUACUGGUGGUUUCUUAAGGGAGUGGAAGGCGUUACAGGGAUCAUAAUGGUGGUUUUGAUGGCAAUUGCAUUCACGUUAGCCACACCAAAGCUAAGGCUUAAGAAAGACAAUGGAUUCAAUAUGUUCUGGUAUUCCCAUCACUUGUUCGUCAUAGUUUACACUCUUCUGAUCGUCCAUGGUAUCAAAACCUAUCUAUCCAAAGAAUGGUACACAAAAUCGACAUGGAUGUACUUGGCAGUGCCAAUAACUCUUUAUACUUGUGAGAGAUUGCUUAGAUCGUUCAGAUCCCGCGUUAAGUCAGUUAAAAUACUCGAGUUCAAUGAGUACCCCGACGUAAUGGCAAUACAUAUGUCAAAACCAGACGGCUUCGAAUACAAGAGUGGGGAAUACAUGUUUGUCAAAUGCCCUGCUGUUUCUCCCUUUGAAUGGCAUCCGUUUUCCAUUACUUCAUCUCCUGCAGAGGAUCGCCUAAGUGUCCACAUUAGAGCUGUUGGAGACUGGACGAAAGAACUCAAAGCCAUUUUAUCUGAGGCUUCAAAAGAAGGGAAAAAUCUACUUGUAGAAUCAACUGGAGGUAGCAACACACAGUUCCCAAGGGUAAUAAUUGAUGGUCCUUACGGUGCACCAGCUCAAGACUACAAGGAUUUUGAGGUAGUAUUGUUAGUAGGAUUAGGGAUUGGAGCCACCCCAAUGAUCAGCAUUAUAAAAGACAUUGUACACAACAUGACACCCAGUGAUCUUGAAGGUGGGAAAUCAACUACUAAUAGGAAUAACUUCAAGACGAAGAGGGCGUAUUUUUACUGGGUAACGAAUGAUCAAGGUUCUUUCGAAUGGUUCAAAGACGUGAUGGAUGGGGUAUCUAAGAUGGAUAUUAAUGGAGCCAUUGAACUUCAUAAUCACUGUACAAGCAUUUUUGAAGAAGAUGAUGCUAGGUCUGCUCUAAUUGCAUCGUUACAGUCACUCAACCACGCCAAAACUGGUAUUGACAUUGUUGCUGGUACGCAUGUCAAGUCUUAUUUUGGAAGGCCUAAUUGGCGCGAUGUUUACAAGAAUAUUGCUCACAAUCACAGUGGCGAGCGAGUGGGGGUAUUCUAUUGUGGAUUGCCAGCAGCUGGAGCUGCUCUGAAGCAACUAGCACUGGAUUUCUCUCACGAUACAUCAACCAAAUUUGAUUUUCGAAAAGAAAAUUUCUGAUGCCAUGAAUGAAAUAAUAUGCAUUCUGGAACUACAGUAAGAACACACUUGGAUAAAAUCAUCAAAUGUGAACUCUAUUUACCUUAAAACAGUUUGAAGUUAAAGCAGGGGAAUUAAUUACUGCUGAAGCAGACAAGCAGUAGCAGAAAGUCGAAACAUAGUCGUACGUUCUCCAGGAAUUCACAUCUACUUGGUUUAAUUUGCUAAGAA
Messenger RNA from Papaver somniferum (opium poppy), 3561 nucleotides. RefSeq names its product respiratory burst oxidase homolog protein C-like. The transcript has 15 exons. Gene Ontology annotation, cellular component: plasma membrane. The record is from RefSeq and is a predicted model, not a curated record. Lineage: Eukaryota; Viridiplantae; Streptophyta; Magnoliopsida; Ranunculales; Papaveraceae. Gene Ontology annotation, molecular function: peroxidase activity; NAD(P)H oxidase H2O2-forming activity; calcium ion binding. The coding region runs from base 1000 to 3351 and encodes 783 amino acids.